This is a messenger RNA of Nothoprocta perdicaria, 948 nucleotides long. It is a transcript of the gene NME3, whose product is annotated as NME/NM23 nucleoside diphosphate kinase 3. Gene Ontology annotation, molecular function: nucleoside diphosphate kinase activity. NCBI's taxonomy places the organism in Eukaryota, Metazoa, Chordata, Aves, Tinamiformes, Tinamidae. The transcript has 5 exons. Bases 1 to 507 code for a protein of 168 amino acids. The record is from RefSeq and is a predicted model, not a curated record. Gene Ontology annotation, biological process: UTP biosynthetic process; CTP biosynthetic process; GTP biosynthetic process.
AUGAUCUGCCUCGCGCUAGCGCUGUUCGCCUUCGUGCUGCAGAGCGCCCGCGGCGCCAGCGAGCGCACGUUCGUGGCCGUGAAGCCGGACGGCGUGCAGCGGCGGCUGGUCGGGGAGCUCGUGCGGCGCUUCGAGCGGCGGGGGCUCACGCUGGUGGGCAUGAAGCUGGUGCAGGCCUCCGAGGAGCUGCUGCGCGAGCACUACGGGGCCCUGCGCGAGCGGCCCUUCUACCGGCAGCUGCUCAAGUACAUGAGCUCCGGGCCCGUGGUGGCCAUGGUCUGGCAGGGCCUGGAUGUGGUCAAGACGGUCCGCACCAUGAUCGGGGAGACCAACCCGGCUGACUCCAGACCCGGCACCAUCCGAGGAGACUUCUGCACUGACGUCACCAAAAAUGUGAUCCACGGCAGCGACUCGGUUGAGAGCGCCCGCCAGGAGAUCGCGCUGUGGUUCCGCCCAGAGGAGCUGGUUUGCUGGGAGGAUGCGGCUGAGCACUGGAUCUACAGCUGAGUGCUGCAUCUCGGAGCCAUCGGAGCAGCCCGAGGGAAGCAGGGCUCCCUCACUCGGGCACGAUGCAUUUCCAUCCAUUUCAUUUCAGCCUGCUGGGCUGGCUGUGGGUUCUGCUGCAGCAUCAUGUUCUGUUGGGGGGUUCUGUUUUGGAUGUGCGUGGAGGGGUCAUGGGAGCUGUUCUGUGAUUUUUAACUUUGCAGUUCAGCUCCUUGCACUAGUAGCUAUUCCUUUUUCUCAUCUGCUGUAGUAAGUAAUUAGUAUUGCUCUUCUGUUUGCUGUAGCAUCCUAAAAUCCCAAGUCACUAAAGGUGAUUUACGGAAGGAAAGCAAAACUGUGCUGCUAACUGCUAGGAAAGGUGCUCUGAUCACUGGGGAGGAGUCAUCCGGUCAGCAUCAUCUAUGUGUAUUGCUGCAAGGUUCCUCACCAAAGGAGGUUGUUUCU